UCGACCAAAACCAAGUGAGUUGGGAGAGAGAGAGAGUAGCAUAAAAACAACUCAAAAGGUGUAAUUCUUCUUUCCAAUGGGUGCCAGGCUAACAUGGAUUCUUCUCAUAACUCAUAAUCAUAGAGUAUGCAACCAACAAGCCGAAGGGGUCUUCUCAAAUCCCAUUUAGUUUUGAUUCUUAAUAUCAUUAACUCUUCUGAUCAUUGUUCUCCCCUUCGCCGCGCUCUUUAAAUCAACACCCACCACCGUCCACGGCGGCUCACGACGGCCAUAUCUCAAUUGAGGCGAUUUUUUGUUUAUUUGGGUUUCUCAAUCAUCGCAACCCCAUCAUCGUUUUUGUUGUUGAAACCAGAAAUUCUGGCUUGCUUCUCAAGAAACACCUUAUUUGAUUCAUGGGUUUUGCUUCUUCUUCUCAGUGAUGGAGCUAAGGAAAAACUGGUAUGAUUCUAACUUCUGGGUGGUGUUUUUUUGGUUAUUGAUGUUGUUUUCGUGCUCUGUCUCGUAUGAAGAUGCCGAUUCUUUUAGUGGGUUUGUUCAUAAAUAUGCCAAUAACUCUGAAUCAAAGCCUAGAACAGGGGUUUUAUAUAACAUCACUCUGCCUUCAAAUUUUUCUGGGAUUCAAGUUUCUUAUAUUAGAUUAAGGAGUCGCAGUUUUUGGGUUAGAGGAGCAAAUUUGAGAUGGGUUUCUUUUCCUCCAAGAAUCACUUCAAUCCCUCGUGUAAAGAGAAUAGCUAUAAUCUUUGAGAAUUUGGGGAAUUGGUCAUCAAAUUUCUAUAAACUGCCUGGUUAUACUCUUGUUGCUCCUGUAAUUGGGUUCACUGUUUAUGAUUCUUCUUCAAAUUCAAGCACAUUUAGCAGCCAAAAGCUCCAUCUACGCAUAACAGGAACAAACCCCAUUUUGGUGAUGUUUCCUAAACUAAAAUUGGGAGAAAAUGGUGAGAUUAAGCCACAAUGUGUGAGGUUUGGAGCUGGUGAGGCUUUUGAAUUGAAGAACAUGACAGGGCCAAGCUUGUGUUCUGCUACUGAUUAUGGCUAUUUUUCUCUUGUCAUUCCAAAUCCAAAGGAGAAGAAGAAGAAGAAAGGCAUGUUGUGGGCAUGGUGGGUGGCUGGGUUUGGAGGUGGGUUGGCUGUGUUAGCUUUGAUGGGUUUAGCUUUAGUAGCAAUUUUGAGGUUUGUGAGGAGGAAAAACCUUAAGGAUAUGGAGAAAGAGUCUGAAUUUGGGGAGAGUUUCGAUACUAUUUGGAUCGGAAAAAGUAGAAUGCCUUCUGCUUCAAUGGUAAGAACACAACCUGCUCUUGAAGAUAGCUAUGAUUCUUGAUUUCUUUCAUGUUUGUACAUCUGUUCUUGAUGUGUUCUAACAGAUGUGUUCAUAGCUUCACAUCGUUUCAAUAAGAUCAUUCUUAAGUUAUACUGAUUUGUUCGAUUUUUUGUUCUUCAUAUCGUUUCGAUGCAACUGAAGGUAUUGAAAAUCGAGGUGUGUUCAAUUCGAACGACGAACAGUUGCUUAGCUGUUUCUUUUUGGUUAGGGACUCGAUAUAAACAGUUGCUUAGCUAUUUGUUUUGGGAGAGUUUUAUAUGUGUUCAUAGCUUCACAUCAUUUCAAUAAGAUCAUUCAUAUUAGUGUUUCAACUACUAAAUUAUACCAAUUUGUUCGAAUUUUUGUUCUUCA
Molecule: messenger RNA, 1669 nt
Organism: Cucurbita pepo subsp. pepo (vegetable marrow)
Lineage: Eukaryota; Viridiplantae; Streptophyta; Magnoliopsida; Cucurbitales; Cucurbitaceae
Source: RefSeq, a predicted model, not a curated record